Colletotrichum truncatum is the source of this 1827-nucleotide messenger RNA. RefSeq lists its product as uncharacterized. The record is from RefSeq and is a predicted model, not a curated record. Lineage: Eukaryota; Fungi; Ascomycota; Sordariomycetes; Glomerellales; Glomerellaceae.
AUGACGCCAGCCCUGAUCUCGCUGCUACUCCUCUCAACGCCCAUCGCAGCCGACGACUCCGGCGCAACAACAGGCUGGGUGACAGAGCCCGACGGCCGCGGCACAUUCGGUCUCAUCUGCUCGUGCGUCCUCACGCUGACGAUAUGCGUCUGGACCGCGCUCCAUCUCAACGUGCCCGCCGCCCGUUCCACGGUCCGUAGCCGGGCUCUCGAACGGGCCAAGUGGGUCUUGUACGGCGUCUUCGCGCCGGAGAUUGUCGUCGCGACGGCGGCGGCGCAGUAUAUCGUCGCACGCUGGCUGAAGAGGGAGAUUGAAAAGGAUGCUGCGCAUAGAGGUGACGGUAAAGAAGGGAAGGAGGGUCUUUCUCGACACACGUGGGAUAUGACGCAGUGUUUCUACGCCGUCAUGGGCGGGUUCGUUGUCGACCGGGCGUGCUAUGGCGAAGAAGCCGGUGUUGAGAGGGUCACAAUUACACCAGAGGGGAUCCGACUGCUUUCGUUCAUAGGAAAGCUACCCCAGAUUCACGAGUCGCAGAUCCAGGACAAGAGCAAGGCCGACUGGAUGGCCAAAUCGCUCGUGUGUAUCCAGGCUGGGUGGAUGGUGGCGCAGGUCAUCGGCCGGGUUAUUGAACGUCUCCCGGUGUCGCUGCUUGAGAUUAACACCUGCGGACACGUCGCUUGCGCAGUUCUUUUGUAUCUUUUGUGGUGGAGCAAGCCCCUUGACGUGCUCGAUCCGACAGUGCUGGCUGACGGGCACGGUUAUGUUGUCUCGCUCAUGUCUGCGUGUUCAUCCAUCAGCGCGGUCAAUGGAGUUACUGAUAUCCGGUGCUUCAUAUACCUACCCUCCGGAUCCGUUGAGGGGCCCGGCACUGCGGCAACAGGGGACAACUCAGUGAAGGAUACAAGACUCCUCAUUACAACUCACUUAUCCAUCGGGUCGCCUGGCGCAAUGGACCCCUCCAGGUUUCUUGGGUUUGAUGUUAGCGAUCUCAGACCUCGUCCGACACCAAUGACUCUCGACUCUCGCAAACGUAGCGUGCCUCGUUCCGGAUGGCAGUAUCACAUCGACAAAGGGAAACCGACAGUAGCGCCCGAGUGCCUGCGGACAUACUUUGCACCCCCAUACGACAACCUCGCGCUGCGGCACAGCGGCAUCUAUUGUAGAAGGGUAUUCUCGGAUGUUCAGCAUAGCAAGGAGACCUACAAACCUAUCCACCCGUCUGUACUGGCGCAGAUUGCAAAGGCCGCUGAAAGUCUAUGGGACCAGUGCGCCGGCCGUCAGACGUAUGCACCGUACUACUUCACGAACGUGCCUGAAAUUGGCGUGUUCCUUGGCGAGACAGAUUACAUUAUGCCGCACAUUGUCAAUCUACCAUCCCUGACGAACCUGGGGCUAGGACAGGUCAACGUGCAUCGUGAUGUACUGCGUUCCGUGUUGGCGAUGACGGCGGCAGCCUACGGCGGACUCCAUCUCUCAGGUUGGACCGACCAUUUCCCUACCACGGUAGAGCGCACGCUGUGGUUAGUCGCGUCACUGAUCAUAGCGUGUUCGGGCAUAAUGCUCUGGGUCUUCUUCCUCGCCCGGCAAGCCUGGCCGCGAUUCGAUGUCUUCGUGUCCGGUGCAGCACCGGGGACACGUCUGUCAGGCAUGUCGUACCAGAAACCCUGGAUGAAAAUGGUGAAAUCAUGGGUUCUUGUAUUUAUAUUGGUUGUGUUUGCUGUGGCAAGAGUAUUUCUGGUUGUUGAGGCUUUCAUCAGUCUCCGGGAAGCGCCUGCGGGCUUAUACAAGACGCCAGAGCUGUCUGACUUCUUUCCUCAUUUUCAAUAA